CCCCUGGUAACGGUACACUGUAUUGCUUACAUGGAGCGGUCAGAGAUUCAGAAGACCCAGCUCAUAUCUAACCAGCCAUACGACGAGACCCUGGACAUUAACGAUUCAGAAGAGGUCGCCAGUUUGUACACACCAACUCCAAGACAAACAGUUUUCAGAAACACAAGCAGACAGCAGCUGAGUUCCAUGGCAAAUAACAGCAGGGAUGACUUUGAAGAUGGCACCAGGAAAAAGAAGGGGCUGCUCUCUAGUCCUCGGGAUGCUAGUGAGAAUAAUGAUGAUGACGAAGAGGAUGACGAUGACUCUGAUGAGACGGAAUCAGAUGAGGAUGACGGGGAAUCCGGUUUAGCUCCAGAAGGGGCAUAUGAUCCAGCAGAUUAUGACCAUCUUCGGGUGACAGCGGAAAUAAAAGAACUUUUUCAGUACAUCACGCGAUACACGCCGCAGACCAUUGAAUUGGACCAUAAGCUAAAGCCUUUUAUUCCUGACUUCAUCCCAGCCGUGGGAGACAUUGAUGCUUUUCUCAAAGUUCCUCGACCAGAUGGAAAAGUAGAUGGUCUGGGUGUACUGGUGCUAGAUGAACCCUGUGCUAAACAGUCUGACCCCACUGUGCUCUCCCUGUGGUUUUCAGAGAACAGUAAACAGCACAAUGUCACUGAGGUAAAAGUGAAGAGUAUUGAGGACCCACAGAAGAACCCAAAAGCUAUAGAUAACUGGAUAGAGAGCAUCAGCGAACUACAUCGUUCCAAACCACCAGCUACUGUACACUAUACCAGACCCAUGCCAGACAUCGAAAGCCUUAUGCAAGAGUGGCCCCCUGAGUUUGAGGAGCUUUUGGGCAAGGUGAAUCUCCCCACGGCAGAUAUGAACUGUGACUUGGCAGAAUACAUUGAUACAAUAUGUGGUAUCCUUGACAUCCCGGUGUACAAGAGCCGAAUUCAGUCUCUCCAUGUCCUGUUCACACUUUAUUCUGAGUUUAAGAACUCACAGCACUUUAAGGAUUUGGCAGAAGGCCACAAAUCGAACACCUCGUCUGCACGUCACACUGCCACCGCAGAACCAGACACACUGACGCUAGAGUGAUGGCUUGUAACUGAUGCCUCUAAAAGGCCCUACAAAACAGCCGUUACACCACUAAUGCCAGCUUUAACAUAACGUUUGCAUGAAGAUUCUUUUUUUUAACUGUUAUGUUGGUUAUGACAUGCUGAGGACAGCAUGACCUUUAGUUACAGUACUUAAUAAAAUCUGUGUAUGAAUAAAUGUAAAGAUUUGCUUUGUACAAUAUUAUGCAUCCACAUACAGUAGGUGCACAUUAUUAGUUAAGAAUAUUUUUGCACUAAAUUUGAAUCUGAAAUUGUGUAAGUAAUGAUUGUUCGGUUUCAUUUACAAAUAAAAUUCUUUUCAUCUCAGAAA
This is a messenger RNA of Trichomycterus rosablanca, 1413 nucleotides long. It is a transcript of the gene ift46, whose product is annotated as intraflagellar transport 46 homolog (Chlamydomonas). Gene Ontology annotation, biological process: cilium assembly; intraciliary transport. Gene Ontology annotation, cellular component: centrosome; intraciliary transport particle B; motile cilium. The coding region runs from base 31 to 1083 and encodes 350 amino acids. The transcript has 12 exons. Lineage: Eukaryota; Metazoa; Chordata; Actinopteri; Siluriformes; Trichomycteridae. The record is from RefSeq and is a predicted model, not a curated record.